Molecule: messenger RNA, 1742 nt
Organism: Fusarium verticillioides 7600
Lineage: Eukaryota; Fungi; Ascomycota; Sordariomycetes; Hypocreales; Nectriaceae
Exons: 1
Coding region: 699-1325 (208 amino acids)
Source: RefSeq, a predicted model, not a curated record
ACAUACUCCACUCGCGACAUGCUCUAAUACCUCGUUCCUUUCGACAAGCGAUAUAUUGCAUAUAUAGUAAGAAUGUCUCGAAGGCAUCUAGAGAUUUUCAAUCCUGCGGCCAAUGUUGCAGGGCCAUCAUCGUUCACGCAGUUCCCCUCACUUCCAGCAGAGAUACGAGUCUCAAUAUGGAAAUGGGCUCUCCGACAUGAAAGAAUUAUCAAGAUCUUUCUCCGAUCACACGCCAGAUUUUGUGCCAACCGUACUAGAUAUGGUAUUCGAUUUCCUCCAAUAGAACCCGGGGAGGAUGAUCCAUCCUACUAUCCCGUUGUCGCCGGCCACCGACUCCUUAGCAAACUUCUUAGAGUCAAUGCAGAAUCCAGAGAGGUGACGCUUUCUUUCCAUAGGAUGCGCCUGCCCUGUUGGUUGACGGCCCAUGCAUCCAAACAUCGCAUCACCCCUUGGACUUCUGGAGCGAUAUAUAUCAACCCUGAAUAUGACUUUCUUCAUAUAGAGCAAGACACGAUGGCCAUAGUGGACUUUGUAUGCGACUUGAAGACGAAGCAUGAUCCACGUAACAUCGGGAUUAGAAACCUUGCUCUCUGUCGCAAUCAGUUAGGGGGGCGCGCAUACGGCCUUGACGCAAUCAGUUAGGGGGGCGCGCAUACGGCCUUGACGCAAUCAGGCCAUCUGAAAUCGAAUCCUCAAAGAUGAGGAUGUUCAGAGAAAUCAUCAGCGGGCUUGAUGAAGUUUGGUUGGUUUAUAUCCAGGCAUCUAUUCGGGGGAUGAUUGGUGGUGAAAAUGAAAGGUCAACAAUCCGCAAGACGUUCUUCGAAAGGUCAUUUCCCAUUCACGCUUUGCCACACAGCUUCGAUCGUAUUGGGCUUGAUCCUCGCACUGUCGAAGACGAUCUGAGCCAUCUUCACGUCCGCAAUCCUAAGCGUUUAUAUGACUCAUGGCUUCAAACCCUAGAAAAGAUAGAAGUAAGACCAUGUGAAGAACAAUACCGAAUUUUACUUGGCUUCAACCCUCGUCGAUCGAUUUGUAACCUUAGGGAUGCCGAGGAUUGGUUACAAUCAGAAAAUAGUGGCUGGACAACACAGCCUGAAAGUACGUGGUCUUCUCAAGAACCAAAAAUUGAGGGAGUUGCAGCUUCGGAAACCCGGGAAUCUGAGGAUGAAGACAUAAGCAAAGCUGUAAGACCGGCGUUUGGCUUUUGGCUCUUCCCGGUUGAUGCAUUCUGUGAUGCGAACAAAACUCCAGAGUCAGAAGGUUAUUUCACUACGUUUGAUGUUAGGAAAUACCGGCCUGAGCUGGCGAUUCGUCGGCUGAAUUAAGGAGACAUGGAUCGGAAUGUGUCGAAAGAGGUUGAUGCUCACCAUGCAGUCGCCUUCGAACGGCGAUACUUAGACCGCGGACAGACAUCAAAUAAUCCGGUGGAACCAGCUUUACCAUACAGGAGACAAGCCUAUGGACCGUCGUUUACUUUGGAGGAUGCCUGAGUUGGCAGCUAUGGUGGAACUCAAAUUUAUAGCCUAUGCGUACGUCAUUUUGAUAUCUAAAACCGUGUUUUUCGCCUCGAAAGAGAAACAUGUACUUUUUAAAUCUUGGUCUUGAUUCCAAACCAGUUCCCUGCCAGGACAGCGCGUGAUGCAAACAAGCAGCCCAGGCCUAGAGCUAGGACUCCCAUCAGGAAGCCGCUCAGAGCUUGAGUUCCCAUCUUGUCUAUCAUUGUGCCGCUACUUGGAAUGGCA